Molecule: messenger RNA, 2530 nt
Organism: Odocoileus virginianus texanus
Lineage: Eukaryota; Metazoa; Chordata; Mammalia; Artiodactyla; Cervidae
Source: RefSeq, a predicted model, not a curated record
UCUCACCGGAAGUACCGCGGGCUGGGACCUCCGGUGUGGAGCGGAUGUUCAGUGAUGUAAUUGUUGCUUCUCCAUCUAUGAGGCAGACAGGAGAGAGUUUCAAGCUUCUGGAUUUCUCCAUCCAGACCAAGUCAUGCUGGGAAUGACCCACAGGUCCUUAGCAUCAGUGCAAAGUUCCCAAAUCCAUCACAAAUCCUCGCUGGGAGGAGAUGGUGGACUCUAAAUUGGGCUGCUGGAGCCCACACUCCUAAAGCUGAGGUCAUGAACACUCUGCUCCACACCUGCUCAGGACCUACCUAUCCUUCCAAGCCUUUCCAAACCUUGUAAUAAAGAGGAAGCCUGGCCAGUUCCUCAGAGGUGAAGCACACUUGAUGGUAACAGCACAAGCUUCUCCAGUCCGGUCCCAUGGGAGAGGCGAACCAGUCGAGAGUCUCUGAGUUCCUCCUCCUGGGGCUCUCCAGGCAGCCCCAGCAGCAGCAGCUCCUCUUCCUGCUCUUCCUCACCAUGUACCUGGCCACAGUCCUGGGAAACCUGCUCAUCCUCCUGGCCAUCAGCGUGGACUCCCGCCUGCACAUCCCCAUGUACUUCUUCCUCUGCAACCUGGCCUUCGUGGACACCUGCUUCUCCUCCACCACUGUCCCCAAGGUGCUGGCCAACCACGUACUCGGGAGCCAGACCAUCUCUUUUUCUGGGUGUCUCACACAGAUGUACUUUAUUUUCAUGUUCAUGGACAUAGACAAUUUCCUCCUGGCUGUGAUGGCCUAUGACCGCUUUGUGGCUGUAUGCCACCCCUUACACUAUUCAGCAAAGAUGACCCACCAGCUCUGUGCCCUGCUGGUCACUGGGUCGUGGGUCACUGCCAGUCUGGAUAUGCUUUUGCACACCCUGCUGAUGGCACGACUCUCCUUCUGUGCAGACAAUGCCAUCCCCCACUUCUUCUGUGAUGUGACUCCCCUCCUCAAACUCUCCUGCUCUGACACACACCUCAAUGAGGUGAUGAUUCUGACUGAGGGUGCCCUGAUCAUGAUCACUCCGUUCGUUUGCAUCCUGGCUUCAUAUGUCCUUAUCACCUGUGCUGUCCUGAGGAUCCCAUCCGCAAAGGGGAGAUGGAAAGCCUUCUCCACCUGUGGCUCCCACCUGGCUGUGGUGUUCCUCUUCUAUAGCACCAUGAUAUUUCUGUAUUUCAACCCUUUGUCCUCCCACACAGCUGAGACAGAUGUAGCAGCUGCUGUGAUGUUCUCUGUGGUGACGCCCAUGCUGAACCCCUUCAUCUACAGCCUGAGAAACCAGGACAUAAAAAAGGCUCUUGGAAAAGUGGUUGCUAUUAAAUUUUUUUCUGUUUAGUAAUCAAAUGGACUAAGAAAAUCACAGAGGGAACUAAUUUCUAAGAAAAUUCUAUUUUUGUUUUUUUAUUAUGCAAAACUUAAAAUUUGUCUUUUAUUCUUGAUACUAGAACCCUAUAUCCUGAUCUUCCACUUAUAUUUUAUAACAGUCUUUCUAAAUUUCUGAAUAGUCUCCACAAAUUUUAUUUUCCUUUCCUUUUGUAUUUCCAUCAGGUUGCUCUAGCAAAAUAAACUCACUAAUCACCCUGUUACUGAAUUAAAACAUAAAGGAAGUUUUACUAUUUAAAAGUACAACUUUAUAUUUUGAAAAUGAUUGCAGAAAAUAAAACAUUGAGAAAUAGAUGAAACUGGUUAAAACAUCACUGAGAAGGAUGCUCUCGAUUGUGAGGGACAAAGACAAAAAAUAGGGCAGUUCCCCUUAAUUUCACAGAGCUAAGAUGAUAUCUUUUAUGAAAAUGGACAGAAUUUGAAUCCAAGGGAAUUUCUGUUUAUAAUAAUGAUUUUUGUAUAUUCUUUGUAAUUGUGUAUUGGUAUUUUUGCCUAAAGGGAUAAGUGGUAGCAUUUUCCAUUUUUAGUCUAUAUAUCCAAGAAUUAUUUGUAAUAAGAGGGACAAUACCUGUUCUUCCAAACUCUGAAAGAAAUCCCCAACCUUUGCUCCAUGUAUUUUUGUGCUCUACUAGAUACAGUCAUGUUUAUGUUUUAUGUAAGUUUGUUCUAUCCUUUUAUCAUUAUAAGAUAUCCCUUUUAUCUAGAGUAACAUUUUGUCUAAUAUUAUUGUAACCAUUCAGGUCUUCUGUGGUUUCUGUUUGCAUGACAUCUUUGCAACCUUCUUUCAAUUCAAUGUGUCUUUAAAUCCAGAGUGUGUACUCUGUAGACAACAUAUACUUUGAUCAUGUUUUUUAAUACAGUUUAAUGAUCUCUGACUUUUGGUUGAAUUUUUAACCCACUCACUUUUUUUUUAUGGCUGUACUGGGAAGCAUGUGGGAUCUGUUUCCUGACUAGGGAUUGAACCCGUGCCACGUGCGUUGGAAGCACAGUUUUAAUCACUUGACUGCCAGGCAAGUCCCCCAUUCACUUUUAACACUAAUAUCUACGAUUUAACUUUGUUUUCUUGUGCCUUUUUUGUCUUUCCUGCUCUCUUUUGCAUUUAUUCUGUAUUUUCUAAUGUAGCAUUUUAACAUCAGUAA